Diabrotica balteata is the source of this 4949-nucleotide messenger RNA. The record is from the annotation of a GenBank genome assembly. Lineage: Eukaryota; Metazoa; Arthropoda; Insecta; Coleoptera; Chrysomelidae.
GUUUAUUCUUGUUUGUUUGUUUAUAAACAUCGGAAAUGUUUUGUAUUAACAGUGAAUAAUGAUAAUAUUAAUGCUACCCAAGAUGUUGUCUAUAAUAAAAUACACGCCAUUACUCUGUCUCAUUUAUCUGAAUUUUGUUUUUGCUAUUGAUACCUCAGAAAAUGAAAUUGAUGAUGGUCAUGUUUAUCAAAAGCAUGCAAAGUAUCCAGCAAGUGCAAUUCAAGAUGAAGUCGAUAUUCUUCAGCUGCUCAAUAUCUCAUCAAAGGAUCAAGGUGUUUCUUCAGUAGAAGGUCCAAUCCGAAAUUUUCCGGCAUAUAAAUUUAGACUACCAUACGGAAACGUUCUUUUAUCCAAUGCCACCAACGUCACUCUAUCCAUGAACAAUCCCAAAGGGUUCACAGCAAUUUUUCUAAUAAGACAGCAAAAAAAUAAUUUGGGAACUCUCAUGUCGGUGAAUUCUCCUGGAAGACUGAGUCCAUGGUUUCAAGUAAUUUCAAACUCGAGAAUAGGUGUGCUUACAGUAAAGUACAGACUGAAGGGAAUGAGUAAGAUCAAACAAAUUGAUUGGGGGUUGCCUAAGCAUCAUCGGAAGUCUCCUAUGGCAGCAUGGACUUGGCUUUCAAUCUCCUUUGAUCCCAAGGACGGCAUUAUCCGAUUAGAUUUGGACUGCGAUCCGAGCAGAUUCGAAACAAUAAAGCAGAAAAAGCAUUUGGGCAACUUCAGUGUUCCUUUUGACUCACUUGUUUAUUUUGGACAAGAACCAGGGCGAAAGAAAAAGUUUUUGGGAUCCAUCCAGGUUGCAAAAGUCUUACCGUACAUUUUAGAACAAAGGCUAUGGUCUUGCGUGCAGAUAGCUACCAAUCUUUCUCCUGAGUUUAGAAAACCAGUCUCCUAAAUAAUUGGUCUUUGUCAACAAUAUUUAAAUUCACAAUCCUAAUCCAUGGUCCUACGUUUUUAUUAUUUUUUUUUUAUUCUACACAUCCACUAUUGGGUGCUUUAGAUAACAGGCACAAAUCCACGCUUCUUACCCUCGAUUAUAAGAUGUAGAAUUUUUUAUUUUUUUUAUUUUUUAAUGAUGAUUUCAUACACUUAUUCCCAUAUAUGUAGGCUUGUCAUUAUAUGUUAUUAGCUAAUCCAAAUCAACGGGUCCCAUUAUUUUAAAGACUGAAUUGGCAAGAGACUAUAGAAAAUUGCAAGAGAAAAAUCAGUGGUACCUUGUUUUAAAGGUUCUUUUCUUGUCUUAUAUUAUUAUAUUUUAUUUUACGAACUUCAACAAAAACGAGUCUUCUUACGAACGAAUGAGUUAAUUGUUCUUCUGGAAUUUUUUCUUUUUCUAUUUUAAAUCUUUACUCGAAAUAGUCGCAUUUUGCUUUUUCUGUGUGGAAUAAAUAAUAAGGAAUAUUAAAAAAUAUGAAAAAAGCCGUUAUCAAUAUUUUCCACCCACAUUUUUUAAAGGACAAGCUACUUUACAAAUAAAAAAAAGUUAGACUACUACUGUAUAUAAAAGUGAUCUCAAUAGUGUCAGUUAUUGAUCUGUACUUGGCGAACAAAUUGAUUUGGAGGACUACCAUCUAUAAAUUUAACUUAUCAAACAAAUUAACCUAAUCAUUAGUUGAAAACUUGUUCACAAGCACGGUAAAUCAAUCAGAGAAGAAAAUUAACUGCCGAGAGGGAAAUUCAGGCACAGUAACCUAAAUACUCAGUGUAUUCGUAAGUAAAACGGAAAUCAAUCAAAACUCUUCUGCAACAGCCCUUACAUAAGUAGAUGUCGGGUCAUUGAACAUUGUAAUACCCCUUUAAAUGAUACAAAUCGCUGUCUCAGGCCGGAUCGGACAAAACUGAAGCGAAGUUCUUCAUCGGCGAAGAGAAAUUGAAAAUACAGUCGUUUACUUUUGUUUAGUCGUUUGUCGGUAAAUCAAUACAGUUCAAAAGGAGUUGAAAGCUGAUGUAUACCACGUACUUACCCCACCAAACCUUCCGACGCCACUAUGGACAAGUACGGUCGGUGUCCUGGUAAUAUUACUAUAGAGUGGUGGAACGAAGUUGUAUUGGAAUUUUUACCAUUAAAUAAAAUACCCAGCUUACUAAAAUUUUUACCGGCAAUACUGGUGAACUUCGAUCUCGAAGGGACACGCUUCAUUGAAGUAGUUAAUAAAAAGUAAAUAUUUAUUAAUUUUACCAACACGGGGUGGGGUACUAACCGUAUUCUCUUUAAUUUUUUUUGUUAUAUCUUUUUUAUUUCUCUUUACCGACGUAAGCCAGAGAAGAGCCCUUCCAUGUUCUAUAAUAUACCGUCUUCACGCGUAUCUUUUGGUGCGUGUGCGCGUGGUGCGAAUUUUGUUGAAUAUGAAGUAGAUAUUUUAAAACAAAAAAUUUUUUUAAGAAAGAGUGGGUGUUAUUCAAGCAUUAGGGAGAAAAUACCAGUUCUGAUAAAUCCCUAAUGUUCUUGGAUUCGGAUUUUGGCAAAUUGAGCAGUUUCUUUAUCGUAUAGGCGACCAAGUACCUUAAGUUCGAAAUAAAGGUGGUUUUGGACAGUUAAGGUAGUCGACUAAAUAAAAAAUAAAAAUGGUCUAAUGGAUAAGAAAAUUUACACCGGGAUCGUGUUGGGCUAAUUAGCGAUUGUUUAAAACGUGUACGUAAUGGUUUUUGUGAGUCUGUUUUCUGAUCUAAUCAAUUAUUUAACAUACGAAUGACCAGGCACAUCGAUAAAUUGACAUUAUCUAGUUGAAUGAAUAAAGUUACCGUCACUAACAGCCUUAUACUACUUCUAAAGAGGUUACUUACAAUGAAAGGAACACGUUGAUAUCGAUUUACACACAAGUAGACCAUGCAAGAUAUUGUGCGAAUUAGGAAAACUACUCGUUAAUUUUGAUUUUGGCUGUAGAAAUCUCUGAUUUCAUCACCUGGAAGCCAAUACAACUUCGUUAUCAUUCUAUUUACUAUACUAUAUUUAUUAUCUUGUAACCUCGGAAACCUUUUUUGGAUGGUGCUAGAAAGGUCACCAAUGGAGACACUGCGGACGGCAGCCAGAUGGUUGGUGGAGAGCGUGUCGUGGGUUCGAAACUAGCUUUUGGAACCGAGAAUGGAUCCAACUUAUGAAAUAAGUAAAGAUAGGAUAAGAGAUAUUAGAAAAGAUACAGAAAUAAACAAAAAGAUAGACGCGUAAAAUUACCAAAGAUACGAUAAGAUAGAAACAGGGCGCCACUGAAUUUUUUGGGGUUAAGGAAAGAAUUAAGAAACCUUAGAAAAAAUAAGAGACAAGGAAAGAUAUUUAGGUUCAGAGAUCAAACUCAAGAAAAGAUACCAACAGUUAAUUAUCAAAUAAAUUUGGUCAACACAUUACAUAAACAAAUAUUAAAUAUUACACUUACUUACCUAUGAAACUUAAUCAGCCUGAUCUUUCUACUUGUCAAAGGUAUAGUUAUAUUUAAGGGUAAAAGGCAAAUACUUAGAGUUACUAUUUUAUCAGGGAACUUGUUAGGAGCCGACAAAUAAAAUACAUACAUAAAACAAUCACAAUAUAUUCAACAACAAAAUUAUGACGUUGCUAAAUGCAACAGAAGUAAUAAAAGCACACCAACAACUAUAAAAUGGUGGUAUACAUAUAAAAAUAAGGAGUAAUAUAAUUAGAAAAUACCUUUACAAAGAUAUAUAAUACAAUCAUGUACAGAAAAAGUGUUAUGGGCGUACCUCGAGAUAUUACAAAAAAACUGAAUAAAAAUUAUAACAAACACAAAAGAUAACCAAAGCUAAAUUUACAAAAAUACAUAAAGGUUACAUACAUAAAACUUUAACCAAACCGCACUUGGUUUAGUCGAUUAGCUAUCUCACACUAUAAUUUAAUGAUAAACAGACUUAAAUGUUCAUAUUUACUACUUAUUGAAAUUUCUUGAAUUUAAUGAAAUGUUCUUUAAAUUGAAUAAAAAAAUCAGCAAUCUACAGGUGAAGAUAUGGAGGAACUCUAGAUACGUCCAGAUAAUUGCAGUUAAUAUGAUACUAUACCAUAUUAUUUGCCCAGAUUAUUGGAGAUACUAAGAUUAUGGUAACUUACAGUAAUUUCUGAUGACUGCUGCCUAAUUCACUGAAGUUAAAUACUGUACUUAAUACUUUACUUGUAUCAAACACUAAAUUUAAUUACCAUUAAAGGUACUUUAGAACUAUAUAUAAUCUAAUAUAGUAUCCUUACGUAAGUAGUCCUUACGCAAAGACUCACGAAAGAAGUCUCACGAGAUAUCGGCCUUUACUCAACAACGGUUCCCCGAGAAGUAACUUGGUUUUUCUAAAAUUUUACAAACUACCCAAGGAAAAAGAGGGGAUAUCUCCUACUUAGAAAUCGUAGGCCAGCCUGUAUCUAUUUCUGAGAAGGAACGAUUGUAACGACAUCGGAAAGUUUGAGGUAUUUACGGCAAUAAUAAUUGGACGUGAUCAGAAAUACAAUCCUUUGGAUUAUGUUAUUGUCAAAAGAUUACUACACGUGCCUUCGACGAAAAUUACCAAUUUAUGAAAAAGAACCCGCAUACCGAAAAGCAUUAGUUCCUUUCAUACUCGGGAUUAAGAAGGAAAAUAUUAACAACCUUUCUUAAUUAGGGAAAUUCUGCGCUAGUUUGCUAGGUAGAUGCUUUCUUCAUAUUUCGGUAGUUUUCAAUAAUAUUUUCUAAUCGUAAACACGAUCAUCGGCGUAUCAUCCACAUGGGUAAAAGGAAUUAAAAAUAAUUUAAUAUAUUAUUUUAAAAAAUGUUACAAUCUGUUUGGGAACAGAGCUUCUCCAAUUAACGUUUUCCACAUGUUUCUACCCUGCAUUAUACAAGUAAUAAUUCCUUGUUUUAUUUCUCUUUUAAUUUGCCAAUAUUUAUUGCAGUACGUUGUAUUUGAUAUUUUAGAGUUUACUUUUUGUGCCGGGUCCAGACCAAGCAGACAAAACGAAAACACAAUUCUGAAACAAAAACACG